AUGUCGUCCACAGACUCGCCCCAAAGGGUUAAGCCCGGGUCCAGACCAAGGGGAAGGUACACAACCAAAGCCUGCGAGGAAUGCCGUCAACGAAAAGCAAAAUGCGAUGGGAAGAAACCUCGCUGUUCGAGAUGUGUUCAAUGUGAUGCUCAGUGUCAAUAUUCCGGUGCAGAAGAUGGACGUCGACCGGCACCAAAGUCUUAUGUGCUUCUUCUGCGACAGCGGAUUGCGUCUCUUGAGAAGUUGCUCGAAAGCCAUGGCAUUGAUCCUACGGCGGAACAUAUCUCCGAAACGAGCGAUUCCCGGCCGAACUAUGGCGGCGAUAAUCUGAAAGCUGUUGAUAUGAACUCAACUGCAGAGGACUUAUGCGAGAUUCUCAAAGGCCGUCUGUCCUUAGAUGAGUCGUUGAAUUUCGACCAGGACGGUGAGAUGAGGUACUUCGGACCGACAAGCGGACGACUCCAGUUCCGGUCCCCUGGGCCUGACGAGAAGGAUGAACUACAGAACGCGUACUCCGUUCCCGAGCUCGAGCCAGUACUGCAGAGCAUUGAUGAAUUUCUCAACUUUCCUCUUUCGGACCCCACGUUCGAGGAAAUGGGGAUCUCCAGAGCGUGCCAGGACGAGCUAAUCAAUCUUUACUUCACCUGGGAGCAACCGUGGUAUCCCAUCGUGGAUGAGACUCUCUUUCGAGAUAGUAUGGACAACCGUGGGCCGUAUUGGAGUCCGCUCCUCCACUACUCUAUCCUUGCGCUGGGCUCCCGCUUUACGGAUAGUCUAGAGGUCCGGAGUGAUCCGAAUGACUCUAAUACAGCCGGACAGCCGUUUUUCGAAAGGGCGAAGACUCUCUUGCAUCAGGAAAUGGAGCAUCCGACAUUUCUGACGAUUCAGGCUUUGGGAGUGAUCGGAAUGGUCUAUAUCGCUAUGGGCUCAGACGCAGCGGGAUGGUUACAUCACGGGAUGGCUAACAGGCUAAGUCUUGACAUCGGCUUGAACAUGGACCCCGUAGGCUUUGAAGGGACGACCACUAUGACUCCCCGCGAACUUCGACUGAGACGGCAAGUGUAUUGGACCUUGUACUGUCAUGACAAAAUGGCCGCCACUUAUACGGGCCGGGUCUGCUCCAUGCUCGACCAACAAGGGGCGGUUGACUUACCGUCAGAACUGAAUGAAGAUCAGCAUACCAACAGCCAGACACCCGAAAAUAUCCAAAGAACCCUAAUACCGUUGCAAAGAGCCAUGAUAACUCUCUGCCGUAUCAAGGAAAGAAUCUUAUUAUCACUAUGGGCCCCGAGAUAUCUCUCCAAGCCCCACGAACGACUAAACCUGCUGCGAACCUGCCUCUUAGAUCUCCGAACCUGGUUCUACGAUCUACCACAGGGGCUCCGGAUCGACCGCGCAAACGAUGUUCCCCACGUCUACACCCUACAUAUGAUCUACCACACCGCGAGGAUCAUUCUGACCCGACCAUUCCUGGCCAACGCGGCCGAGAACCAAUGCGCAGAGAGGCCGAGUGACCUCCUGAGUGUGGCCAAAUCCGUCUGGCGCGAGUCCGCCACAGCCAUCUGCCUUACGGGCCAGAAGUAUCGCCGUGUUUUCCAGAGCUUUCACCGCAGUCCGAUUUCCGCCAUGCAUUGCACGCUAUGCGCCGCGGUGGCGCUGCUGGAGGACCAGGACAUUCCCUCCAAUGCCACUCACUUAGCGACUUGCGUGACUGUGUUGGACGAACUGUCCACAUCCUGGCAUCCGGCUCUGUAUAUUGGAAACAAUCUACGGCGGCUGUGUCCGUCGAUUUCCACACAGGUGACCCCACGGUCGGGUAGUAGUUCCGACAACAACUUCGAUACGCAAAACAUCACCAUUGGGCCUGGGUCUAUCGAGCCUUCCGCUCGGCGGGUUAAUACCGAAUGGCAGAUACACAAUGCAGGUGGGUUGGCCCCGUGGAGUCACCUGCCCGGUGACUACGGACUGUUCGACCUACUCAAUCAUACGACUUGGGAUCGGCCGUGGUAGUAGAGCUGGUAUUUCGAUAAAUUUAAGGGCACUCGACUAUAAGAUCUGCCAGAGUUAUCAACGUAU
Molecule: messenger RNA, 2076 nt
Organism: Aspergillus homomorphus CBS 101889
Lineage: Eukaryota; Fungi; Ascomycota; Eurotiomycetes; Eurotiales; Aspergillaceae
Product: Zn(II)2Cys6 transcription factor
Exons: 5
Coding region: 1-2010 (669 amino acids)
Biological process (GO): regulation of DNA-templated transcription; DNA-templated transcription
Molecular function (GO): zinc ion binding; DNA binding; DNA-binding transcription factor activity, RNA polymerase II-specific
Source: RefSeq, a predicted model, not a curated record